CGACGACGACGACGACGACGACUGCACGCCAAUUAUCGACGACCGCCCACGAUGAGCGCACCUACUGCUAAGAGCAAGCGCGGGCCUACGGUGCUCAUGACCGACUCGCGAGACUCGCCUCCUCGACAGCAGCAGCGGCCAUCUUCUGCUCUUCAACGACAAGCGACGGGCGCAAGGCUCAUCAGUGUGGAUAAUAUACUGCAGUAUGCCUCAGACAUCCCUUCGCAGCAGCGUCGUGGCCCUCCUCUUCCACGCCCUGCCAACCACAAUCGCACCCCCAGCGGCCGCCAUCCGCUCGACCCCAAGCUGUCCGGACGCCUGAUUCCCGCGCACAUGCCGACGCGCUCCAGCAAGCUCAGCGAGAAGCUCGUAUUGCUGCCAGAGACCGACGAGGCCGAAGAAGACGAGAAGGGCGAAUUCGACGAGGACGACGGCGCUGGACCGCCCACCGAUGUCCAGCUCGGCCGCCGCAAGGUAGGCCCUACAGACAAGAGCUAUGCAGAGCGGCUGCCCAAAGCCCGCCGAACAGACAAGCUCUCUCGCGUCACGGCCUACUGCACCGCCCAGGCCUACAAAAUGAAGAGCACCUCCGCCUUCGUCAAGGACACGCACAAUGCCCGCACAAAGCUCUACGACGACUGCCUGUACUGCGUCUAUCACCUCCCGCUCCUCCCUGCUAGCGAAGGCUACCGCGUGCGCAGCAGUCCCGCCCUCAAGUCGCCCGGCGGAAAGACUGUCCUCGACGAGGAGAUUGAGCGCAACGAAGCCCGGCACCACCACGAAGGCUACUUCGGCGACGAAGAAACGUACUACGUGCGCGACGACGACCAAGCCUCCGAUGAGUCCCCCAACUUCCUCUCCCACACCAACAGCAACCGCGAGCGCCGCGACUCAGAUUCGCAGCCCACACGCGUCCCACCAAACGCGCUUAGCUUCGGCGAGAUGUUCGUCUUCAGCUACGGCGUCGUCGUGUUCUGGAACUUCACCGAGAAGCAGGAAAAAGACAUCCUCGCCGACCUGACCUUCAGCUUCAACCACACCGGCAUCCAGAUUGCAACCCGGCCGCUCACAGAAAGCGAUUUCGAAACAGAGGAGUUCCACUUCGAGUACAACCCUGAGAUACCGCGGCCGCGAGUGUACAACGAUAUGAUCACGCUGAAGAGCGGGGAUCAUAUGAUCAAACUCGCCAUGAGCCAUGCGAUCGCGCAGAGCACGAAACUGAGUCUGUUCGAAGAGGGCAUGAACCGCACGAUGCUGGCAGCACAAUACGUGCCCAAGCGCCUCGCGCUCACGGGCAACUUGGGCAUGCGGCGAACAGACGUCGUCAAGAUGAUCGGGCAACUCUUCACCUCCCGCGUAGACGUCAAUCUCUCAUCCAACCUCCUAGACGACCCAGCAUUCUUCUGGGACUCCGAGCCCACGCUGCACCCGCUCUACACCGCCGUCCGCGAAUACCUCGAGAUCAAACCGCGCAUCCAGGUCCUCAACGAGCGGUGCCAGGUCUUCCUCGACCUCGGCGAGAUCUUGUCCGACAGCAUCAGCGACAAGAAGAUGACCCGCAUCACCUGGAUUAUUAUUUUCUUGAUCGUGGUCAGCAUUUGCGUUACGUGUCUCGAGGUCAUUCUCAGGUUUGCAAUUCUGAAUAGCAGGAAGGGGAUGGCGCCUGUUGAGGGCGUGCCGGGCGUUGGAGGCGUGGAUGGGGGUAUUGAGAUGAUGGGUAUGGAGCGGCCCAGCAGUCUGGGUGGAUUGCAUGGGAUGAACAAAGUUGGAUACGCAGGUCCCAGCCUUCUUCUGGCAAGAUCAUUGGUGUGGGUGGCCGGUGCUGUCAAGGGAUUUUUUGCGUAGAGCGUGCACAUGUGGAGCCAGCAGUCCUUCUCGUCUCUUUACAGAGGAGUGGCUCUCCUCAUCUUCUCAGACAUAGCGAUGGCGUUAAGGAUUCGGAUACAUACAUAGGGCUUCUAUACACUAGGCAUGUACUAUGU
Messenger RNA from Macroventuria anomochaeta, 1982 nucleotides. RefSeq names its product DUF155-domain-containing protein. Bases 52 to 1845 code for a protein of 597 amino acids. The transcript has 2 exons. The record is from RefSeq and is a predicted model, not a curated record. Lineage: Eukaryota; Fungi; Ascomycota; Dothideomycetes; Pleosporales; Didymellaceae.